AUGAAGAUUAUUACUUGUUUAUUAUUAUUUAUUCUUCUGAUUAUAUGUAUUGAAUCGAAAGUAGCAAUUCGUACGUAUGUAGUAGUACAAAAUGGAAAAGCCAAUCGAAAUAAAUUAUAUGGGUUUACAAUAUUAGAUUCAAAAGAAGAAACAGCUUUAUAUCGAUUAAAAGUUUCGUCACGUGAUAUCGAUACUGCUAUACUUGUUGAUAAUCCUGGAAAGAAUAUCGUGGCUAAUCUUGAAGAUGCAUGGAAAAAUAGAAAAGCUAAUGUUACAUUUUCUAUUUAUGAUUAUAAGUUAAAUAAAUGGACAGAUGGAAGUAUACAAAAAAAAUUACGUUUCUUAUCUACUGAUUAUACAGUGAAAUAUAAUGAUGAGCAAUUUAUUGCAAAACGGAAAAGUCUUCCAAAAAGAAUAGAAGUUUAUCAUAAAAAUCAAAAUGAAUUAUUAGCUGAAUGGCGACGUCGUACUAAGCCGCUCUUAUCGAAGCGUGCUAAAUAUGAUGUGAAAAUCUAUUCGAAUAAAGUACCUGAUGCUAUUUAUUUUUUCUUACUGUUAAUGAUGCAUCAAUGA
This is a messenger RNA of Rotaria sordida, 573 nucleotides long. The record is from the annotation of a GenBank genome assembly. Lineage: Eukaryota; Metazoa; Rotifera; Eurotatoria; Philodinida; Philodinidae.